This is a messenger RNA of Ectocarpus sp. CCAP 1310/34, 1598 nucleotides long. Lineage: Eukaryota; Phaeophyceae; Ectocarpales; Ectocarpaceae. The record is from the annotation of a GenBank genome assembly.
AGCAGCAGCAGCAGAAGAAAACGAGAGUUAAUCGGUGCGCUGUUUUCGACUUCCUCCUACGCCGCCUCUCCUGCUAAGGUUGACGGGGAUGUAGACGUAGGUGCUGACCCGAGUCUCCACGAGUACAUGGCGACACUCGGAGUUUUCUUCACACUCCCGGACCAGGGCGUUAACACCCCUGAAAUACUAACCAGGUGCAGCGCCACUCCGGUGAGGCAAACAACCUCCUCGCCACUACGCUUCCUCGCCGCGGCCCAUGCGGUAGUGCCAUGGGCCUUCCCUGGGUACCACGAUGAGUCCCAUGCUUGGCUCAAGUUUAUCGAUGAGACUAACGUUCGGUACUACGCGGAGCUCAGAGAUCCCUUCACGGGGGCUGUUCUAGCCCAACACGAGCUCAUCAGCCUGGCCAGACACCCGUCCCGAGACAUGGCCGCGCUCGGCCUCAAAGGCGGCGAUGACGGAGACGGGGAAAGCCGAUUCCUCCGAGAUGUCGGAUCCAAGGGCAUCCCUUUCUCCCCGCUACCCCUGCGCCGACGCUUGAUCGAGCCAUCGGAAUCUCUCCGCAUCGUUGGGUACGAGGUUCGGGAACAGCCGGGGGGACUUGGGCAAGGGGAGGAUCCCGGGAUGAUGAUGGUUCGGGCCAAGGGGGAUUUGGCGGCGCGGACGGCGAUGCAGGCCUUUGUGGGGACGGAGCACGCGACUCUCAAUCCGGGAAUGUGCGGCGCGGCGGUGCUGGACAGCGAUUUUGAGCUCUGCGGGUGCGUGGAGGGCGUGGUGCCGACGGCUCCCCCAGAGGCGGCGGUGGAGGCCCACGUUAGGGCCUUGCAGGGCAUGCCUUGCGUGGUGGAGUGGAAGGACUUGGACACGCUCUUGACGGCUACGAUGGGCGACAAGGAUGACGGUGAUGUUGCGGGAAGUGGCGGCGACGUCGGCAAGCAAGACGCGCGAGAAACUUGGCCGAAGAAACCACUCUCCAGCCGGGAAGAGGCGCAAUGAUGAGCAGUCCCGGCCUUUUUCACUGAAAGCUUUGUGUUGGCGUUUGUCAGAUAGGCAGUCAGGUUUUAUUAGGCGGCCACUUUUUUUCUGUUUUACAGGUUUUUAUGUUGCGGAAGGAUAAGCGCAUCAUUCGGACAUGUUGUAUGCAGACGUACGAGCUUUCCUCGAAUUGAUUGCGAGAAGAGUAGGCGCCCCGGUUCUUCAAAAGCGCACCUUUUGAUAUGGUUUCGCUGCGGGCUGACGAUGGCGAUGGGACGGCGCUUGCGCUGAACGUCCUGAACCACCUAUCUGGUAGAAAGCUCGUAGACUUUUGUGCAACAACGUCGAGUGGUGCGUGGCUUAACUGGUUAGGACGGGGGUUGACGUAGCUCUAUUGGUGGUUUCAGCACAGUAGCUCACGGAAUUGGGUCUUGAAGGACCCCCAAUUGCUUUCGAUUUUGUUCGUGUGACAUGUCAACCUCUCGUCGAGUCGAAAGCCCUGCUUCCCUUCGUAGUCGUUUUUUUUAGUCGCACCCGAAACCCCAGUUGGAGGACAGAGAUGACUGCCAACAUGAGGGAAAAUGACAGAUCGUUCUUCGUCUAGGAGCGAAUGCUUCCGUCGU